Messenger RNA from Leishmania braziliensis MHOM/BR/75/M2904, 1761 nucleotides. RefSeq names its product putative GTPase activator protein. The record is from RefSeq and is a predicted model, not a curated record. The coding region runs from base 1 to 1761 and encodes 586 amino acids. NCBI's taxonomy places the organism in Eukaryota, Euglenozoa, Kinetoplastea, Trypanosomatida, Trypanosomatidae. The transcript has a single exon.
AUGCAGACCUCAAGCGAGGUAGCUGAGAGGUCGGCGUCGACCCCAUCAUCUCAUUGUACAAGCGCACUGCACUCAGCAGCGCGACGCAGUGUGACUGUCGCGCUGGAUCAGCACCCGCUGGUGAGUGCGCAUACGGUGGUCGCAGCUGAGCCGAGGUGGGCUGAUAGUCACGUGCUUCCUUCGUCUGCCACGACUGAAGAGGGAACUGAUGACAGCUUCGACAAAUGCCCUGCAACACUGCCCCUGGUGCGUGCACACGACACCGGGUCCGUAAGCCACGCUGCUGACGAAGAAAUGAAGCUAAUGGAUGACUUCGGCAGCGGUGGGGGCAUGGCCUUUGCCUGCGUAGCAACCGCAGAAGCGGCAGUAAGUGUCGUACGGGACACAGGUCCCACACCCGUGACGAAGAUGCUGUGGUCGAGCUCGCAGCAACCUAUGACUGCUGGACACGGCAAUAGCCCCGUCAUCGUUUCCGUUCGACAAGUGAGCUCUGCUAUCGGUAACGGUGUUUGUGUGCCGUACAGAAAUAACAGCCGCGUGGGGCUGGCCACGGCGUCGACGUCGUCCUCUCUGUCCAACAACGAGAAGGCUGCGCAGCCAAAGCCGUACCCAGUUACUUCAGCAAGUAGCCUGCAGGACUGGUCGUCGCUGCCACGGCUCGGCUUCCCGGCCCCUCGUGAUCCAGCUGUGGUGCAUGCCGAAGCUGUUUCGCAGUCCGUCCGGGGCAGGAAGGAACGCAAGCGAGAGGAUAAGUGGAACCGUCGUUGCCGCGGCGUCUCGCUGCUGGCGAGCGCGUCGCCUGAUGUAAUUGUGAAGCUGCGCGCCGUAGCGCGGGAGUAUGGAAUUCCGCACCACCUACGCAGCGUCAUGUGGCUCACCUUGACAGGCAUGGCGCUCAAGGUAGAUGAGAACGAGUACUUCUGCGCCAAGCUACUACGGCGCAACGGGUACGUGACGGGUUCGAAUGCGGACGCCAUCGCCGCUGACGUGCAGCGAACCUUCCCCGAUCACCCUUACUUCUCUGACCAAGACGUAGGAACAUACAAGCUGACCAACGUCCUGCACGCGCUAUGCUGGCGUAACCCACUGCUGAGCUACUGCCAAUCCUUCAACUUUCUGGCCGCUUUCCUGCUUCUCGUGCUGGAUGACGAGGAGCGCGCUUUUUGGUUGCUCGUGCACAUCUUUGAGGAGCUCUUGCCCAACGACUUCUAUGGCGAAACGCUGCUGGGCGCCAACGUUGAGCAGGCUGUGCUGGAAUACCUUGUUGAGAAGCAGCUGCCUCGGGUCGCCGCCAAGUUUCGCGAGGCAGGCUUGCAAGUAAAAGUGCUCGUUGCGAACUGGAUCAUGUCCUUGUUUGUGAAUGUGUUCCCAAUCGAGACGACGCUGCAUGUGUGGGACUACGUCUUUUGCCGCACGCCAAGCCCUGGAGAACGCACCCCUGCACACCUCGAAAUCACACUCGCCACGUUAAAGUAUCUCGAUGACGCGAGCCUCCUCAGCAGUGGCAAUGCCGGCGAGCUGCUCGUUUCCCUACGCAAGCACACGGCCUGCCUCUUCGACGCGGAAGCGCUGGUUCGCCUGGCCCAGUCGAUGACCAUCGCACCAGCGCAGUUACACCAACUGCGCCGGCAAUGCAAGCCAGCAGUGGUGCAGCAGAUGAAAGCGCGAGAGCAGGCUCGCGUGGUGCAGCAGGAGCGCCGCGUCGCGCAGGAGCUGCGCUCUGUACGUCAGAAGGCGCUGACUUCUGCCAAUGACCUCUGA